Messenger RNA from Ornithodoros turicata, 1544 nucleotides. Its product is annotated as tetraspanin-33-like. Gene Ontology annotation, cellular component: plasma membrane. Bases 209 to 1141 code for a protein of 310 amino acids. The transcript is spliced from 2 exons. Lineage: Eukaryota; Metazoa; Arthropoda; Arachnida; Ixodida; Argasidae. The record is from RefSeq and is a predicted model, not a curated record.
AUAUUGUCGCAGUAGGAUGUGAUAGUGCUUUCAAAACUGGAUUUCAUAAAUAGGACCGUGCAUGUGUGCCGCGCAUACAGAAGAAAACGACAACGCGCCAGACGCAUUACUGCACGCUCAUCACUGGUUCCCUGUAAAUCCCAAGCAAUCCUGCCAUUAUCGAACGUAGCCCGCAUCCAGCUAACCAACUGACUUCUACCGAGGAACCAUGCCAUUCCCAGACUCUCUUCGAAAGAUAGACCCUGGCUGGAGGCUCGGCAAGCAGUCAGAACCGUCAUUCUCUUCGACAAUUAAGGAAGACGUCAACUUGUGCAUUCGCGUACCUCUCAUCGUCUGCAACCUACUCAUCAUGUUCUCCUGCCUGGUGGUGUUUUGGUGCGGGGUCGUCGCGCUCAUCAACCGCCCGGAUGACGAAGGUAGCUUCUGGAAUCGGCUCGGACACAUCAAGAGUAGCGUGAAGGAACACUACUUCAAAGACUUCAUCGUUGGCUACAGAGAGAAUCCAGAUUAUCAAAACAUCGUGGACAGUGUGCAAGAUACCCUUCGCUGUUGUGGCAUGUCCGACGAAAAUUUCAGGGACUGGAACCUGAACCCGUACUUUCGGUGCGAGGAAAAGAAUCCAAGCCGAGAACGAUGCAACGUUCCUUACUCCUGCUGCCGCCCGAACGCUUCGUCGGAGCUACCCCGUAGUACACUGUGCGGCGCGAAGGUUCUUACCCUUGAUGACCAGGCUGCUUGGGAGCGUGUUUACGUGCGCAGUUGCGCGGAUGCCGUCGUGAGUGGUAUUCGAAAUAGAAUUCCAACAAUUAUGGCAGUAAGCAUGGCGUGUAUCUUUGUGCUGUUGCUGCUCUUUGUAUCCUCUGUCAGACUAAAGGACGAAGUUAACGUGAUGAACACGAUUUACGAAGCCUAUUACAGUAACCUCAUUGCGGGUCAGAAGGAAAUGAAAAAGAUGGGAGUUUGCCUGCCUCCGAAGUCUGAAGAGACAGAGGAACUUCCUGAAGUAUCAAAGGCUCUCGGAACUGCUGACGAAAGGGUGUCCCUUACGAAAAGGAAUGCUAUCCCUGCUAAGAUUCAACUUGCUGCUAACGAAGCGUGGAUACGUACGAAGAGCUUCUUCGGGAAAUUCAUAAGCAAAUGAGUGACUUCGUCCUCAGUUAUUGUAUUGUUUGAAAUUAUUACCACAUGUAUCUUGAACAGUUUAACGAGUCACAUAAAAUUUAGUGCAACAAAAUAGCGGGUAAGUGUAUUCCUCGUAGCGUCUUAAUUGUACGAGUCUUUCGUCUUCCUUAUAUUUGUAAGGUUUCUUUUUCCAACGCGCUGCAAUAUUCAGUUGUCCGCGAAGUAGUUCCAUGCACAUUGCCUUCACACUGACUCGACUGGUUCAAGUGUGCUGUCAUAGGUCAAUUCUUCCGGUCCUUGGGCAGUACUCUUGUCGCAGAGCCAACGAUAAUUCGUUAUCUUUGUGACGAGAGGACGAAUUCUAACCAAGGUAGACUGCAGCGGGAAUAGAUCUCUGCAGGAUAUUUGUCCAGGGCUCAGAC